AUGCUGAGCAGAACAACAGCCAUAGCAGCUUCUCUUUCAGUCUCUGCUGGUUCUGCAAACCCAUCAAAAUCAAACUAUUCUCGAUUGUUGGGGCUCAACAACAAUCUCUCCUACACUGCUUCAAACCCUGUAAUUGUAUCAUCCAACUCCAACUUUGCGAGCUUCGCAUGGAACACCAGCAACAACAGUAAGUAUAAAAAGUCAAGAAUGGAGAGGUUCACAACCAGGGCAUCGGCGCAGCCCCUCACGAAUGCUGAUGAGCUCAUAGACUCUGUCCAGACUUUCAUCUUCGACUGCGAUGGAGUUAUAUGGAAAGGAGAUAAGCUCAUAGAUGGCGUGCCACAAACUCUUGAUCUGCUACGGUCUAAGGGCAAAAGAUUAGUUUUCGUUACCAACAACUCAACAAAGUCUAGGAAGCAAUAUGGUAAAAAGUUCGAGACACUUGGUCUGAAUGUCAAUGAGGAGGAAAUUUUUGCAUCAUCUUUUGCUGCUGCUGCCUAUUUGAAGUCCAUUAAUUUCCCUAAAGAUAAAAAGGUUUAUGUGAUUGGUGAGGAAGGUAUCUUGAAGGAGCUUGAGCUAGCUGGAUAUCAAUAUCUUGGUGGACCAGAAGACGGUGGGAAGAAGAUAGAUCUGAAGCCUGGAUUUCUGAUGGAGCAUGAUGAGAAUGUUGGAGCUGUUGUGGUUGGGUUUGACCGAAAUUUCAACUACUACAAAAUUCAGUAUGGGACACUUUGUAUACGUGAAAACCCUGGAUGUCUUUUCAUUGCAACAAAUCGGGAUGCUGUCACUCAUCUCACAGAUGCUCAGGAAUGGGCAGGUGGUGGUUCUAUGGUUGGCGCUAUCCGUGGAUCUACUCAACGUGAGCCGCUGGUUGUGGGAAAACCCUCAACAUUUAUGAUGGACUACUUAGCAAAUGAAUUUGGCAUCCUGAAGUCACAGAUUUGCAUGGUUGGGGACAGAUUAGAUACUGAUAUUCUGUUUGGACAAAAUGGUGGUUGCAAAACUCUUCUUGUUCUCUCAGGUGUCACCACUUUAUCAGUGCUUCAGAGUCCUAACAACUCCGUACAACCAGAUUUUUACACGAACAAGAUUUCAGACUUUUUGUCUCUCAAGGCUACAACUGUAUGA
This is a messenger RNA of Prunus armeniaca (apricot), 1128 nucleotides long. The record is from the annotation of a GenBank genome assembly. NCBI's taxonomy places the organism in Eukaryota, Viridiplantae, Streptophyta, Magnoliopsida, Rosales, Rosaceae.